Molecule: messenger RNA, 840 nt
Organism: Penicillium daleae
Lineage: Eukaryota; Fungi; Ascomycota; Eurotiomycetes; Eurotiales; Aspergillaceae
Product: ankyrin repeat domain-containing protein
Exons: 1
Coding region: 1-840 (279 amino acids)
Molecular function (GO): protein binding
Source: RefSeq, a predicted model, not a curated record
AUGGUGAGGCAUUUACUCAGGAAAGAGCAGGUGGCUGAGGAAUUGAGAGACUCCGAGGGAUGGACACCAUUAUCCUGGGCUGCGCAAAAUGGUUAUGACGUGGUAGUGAAGCUGUUACUUGAAACUGGGCAGGUGGAUGUGGAUUCGAAGGACAGUGAAUGUCGUACACCAUUUUCUUGGGCUGCGAAGAAUGGAUACGAGUCGGUGGUAAAGCUCUUACUUGAGACCGGGCAAGUGGAUGUGAACUCGCAGGACAAUGAAAAUUGGACACCAUUAUCCUACGCCGCGCGGGAAGGACGUAAGGCGAUAGUGAGACUUUUACUUGAGAUAAGUCAGGUGAAGGUGGACUCGAGGGACUAUUUCGGCUGCACACCGUUGUCUUUGGCCGCAAGAUAUCGCCACGAGGCGGUGGUUAAGUUAAUAAUUGAGACAGUCCAGGUUGACGUGGACUCGGAGGACACGCUAGCUCACCCAGUCUUAUUCCGGGAGGCUAAGCUUCGAUAUGAGGAGGUGAUGAAGCUAUUACCUGAAACAGGGCAGGUGGAUAUGGCUUUGAUGGACUAUGAGGGUUGGACACCAUUGUUUUUAGCCGUACUUGAACGUGAGGGAAUAGUGAAGCUAUUACUUGAGAAAGACCAGGUGGACGUGGGCUCGGACAACACGUUGUCCUAUGCUGCGAAAUUUGGACGUACGGCGGUGGUGAAGUUAUUACUAGAGACAGGCCAGAUUGGCGUGGACCCGAAGAACCCCAGAGGUCUCAUACCACUAUCCCUGGCUGCGAAGCAUGGAUAUGAGGCGGUGAUGAAAAUACUACUUGGGACUUGGCCCAGGCAUCCAUAA